Messenger RNA from Marmota monax (woodchuck), 3015 nucleotides. RefSeq names its product solute carrier family 2 member 4 (gene Slc2a4). NCBI's taxonomy places the organism in Eukaryota, Metazoa, Chordata, Mammalia, Rodentia, Sciuridae. Bases 398 to 1927 code for a protein of 509 amino acids. The transcript is spliced from 11 exons. The record is from RefSeq and is a predicted model, not a curated record. Gene Ontology annotation, biological process: D-glucose transmembrane transport; cellular response to insulin stimulus. Gene Ontology annotation, cellular component: membrane.
CGUGUCUCGCAGGUGGUAAGGGGCGUAGUUUCCCCCGCCAGCCCCACUAAUUCAAUCCAAACUCUAAGCCCCAGGUUUAGCGAGGGGGCGUGGCCUUUGGGGUGUGCGGGCUCCUGGCCAAUGAGUGUUGUGAAGGGCGUGUCCCGCAGCGGGGCGGGAGUGAAGUGGCGGGGGCUUCUCAGGUCUUUUCCCCCAGCCGGGCUCUGCCAGAUACCAGGGAGCCCCGCUGCUUUCUGUCUCCUUCGCUUGUGGCUGUGGGACCCACCAGGACUGCCUUCCACACAUUGCUCCAGGAUACCCGUGGUCCCCGCGCCUCUGCCUGCCGGACCGGGGUCAAAGACUUCCCAGUCGCUUCUCAUCUCUGAAGCUCCUGCACCUCCAGCUAUUCUAAGACAAGAUGCCGUCGGGCUUCCAACAGAUCGGCUCAGAAGAUGGGGAACCUCCUCGACAGCGAGUGACUGGGACCCUGGUCCUUGCUGUAUUCUCAGCUGUUCUUGGCUCCCUGCAGUUUGGCUACAACAUUGGAGUCAUCAAUGCCCCACAGAAGGUGAUUGAACAAAGCUACAAUGAAACAUGGCUGGGGAGACAGGGUCCUGAGGGACCUGGCUGCAUUCCACCAAGCACCCUUACUACCCUCUGGUCUCUCUCCGUGGCCAUCUUUUCUGUGGGCGGCAUGAUUUCCUCUUUCCUCAUUGGCAUCAUCUCUCAGUGGCUGGGCAGGAAAAGGGCUAUGUUGGCCAACAAUGUCCUGGCGGUGCUGGGGGGCACCCUCAUGGGCCUAGCCAAUGCUACUGCCUCCUAUGAGAUACUCAUUCUUGGACGGUUCCUCAUUGGCGCCUAUUCAGGGCUAACAUCAGGGCUGGUGCCCAUGUACGUGGGGGAGAUUGCCCCUACUCACCUUCGGGGUGCCUUGGGGACACUCAACCAACUGGCCAUCGUCAUUGGCAUUCUGAUCGCCCAGGUGCUAGGCUUGGAGUCCAUGUUGGGCACUGCUACUCUAUGGCCACUGCUCCUGGGCAUCACAGUACUUCCUGCCCUUGUGCAGCUGGUCCUGCUGCCCUUCUGCCCUGAGAGUCCCCGCUAUCUCUACAUCAUCCGAAACCUGGAGGGGCCCGCGCGAAAGAGUCUGAAGCGCCUGACGGGCUGGGCCGAUGUGUCUGAUGCGCUGGCUGAGCUGAAGGAUGAGAAGCGGAAACUGGAGCGAGAGCGGCCACUGUCCCUGCUCCAACUCCUUGGCAGCCGCACCCACCGGCAGCCCCUAGUUAUUGCAGUUGUGUUGCAGCUGAGCCAGCAGCUCUCAGGCAUCAAUGCUGUUUUCUAUUAUUCGACCAGCAUCUUCGAGUCAGCAGGGGUGGGGCAGCCAGCCUAUGCCACCAUAGGAGCUGGUGUGGUCAAUACUGUCUUCACCUUGGUCUCGGUGUUCUUGGUGGAGCGUGCUGGGCGUCGAACACUUCAUCUCCUGGGCCUGUCAGGCAUGUGUGGCUGUGCCAUCUUAAUGACUGUGGCUCUGCUUCUGCUGGAGCGGGUUCCAGCCAUGAACUAUGUCUCCAUCGUGGCCAUCUUUGGCUUUGUGGCUUUCUUUGAGAUUGGCCCUGGUCCCAUACCCUGGUUCAUCGUGGCCGAGCUCUUCAGCCAGGGACCCCGCCCAGCGGCUAUGGCAGUGGCUGGUUUCUCCAACUGGACGUGCAACUUCAUCGUUGGCAUGGGUUUCCAGUAUGUUGCGGAUGCUAUGGGUCCCUACGUCUUCCUUCUAUUUGCGAUCCUCCUGCUUGGCUUCUUCAUCUUCACCUUCUUAAAAGUGCCUGAAACCCGAGGCCGGACGUUUGACCAGAUCUCAGCUGCCUUCCGUCGGACACCCUCUCUUUUAGAGCAGGAGGUGAAACCCAGCACGGAACUCGAAUACUUAGGGCCAGAUGAGAAUGACUGAGGGGCAAGGCAGGGGUGGGAGAACCAGCUUUCUCCACCCCUGAGAUCCCCUCCUUUCCUCUGCAGCACUUUAACCCUCUCUUCCCCAUUACUUCCAGGGUAGAGAAAAAACCCUGCAACCUGGUAGAAUUGGGAAGCUGAAGGGAAGGGUGGUCUAAGCACCCCUUCAUUCCCCUCGUGUGACUCUUUUGGAUUAUUUAUGUGUUGUGGUUAGGCCGUGACUGUCAGGGUGGGCUGUUUUCCCUCUCCUUUCCCACCCCAAACUCCUCUCCAGAAUACAUCCACCCCCUCUAGGGAAGAGGGGCUAGAGAAGAGGUGGCUCUAGACUGGCUUCUUCAGUGGAACAAACUGAAGCAGAAAGCAGGACAUGAGACCAGAAGUUGAGUUUCCCACCACCUUAGACUCCUCCCACAACCUGGCACUUUCACUGAAUUAUUGCCACAUAUACUCUGGGUGAAGGGGGCUCUGUCUUGACCCCUCUAGGGCAAAGGGCUCACCCUCCCCAAAUCUAGCCUCUCCUCCCUCCCUCCAGGCUCAGCCUUUCAGAGUAAGAGGGAAUACAAAGUAUGUACGUACCCUCAUGUGGUGAGAAGGGAGAGAAGGCAUCUGCCUGUAAACUUGGGGCCUCAUCUCAGUUGUUCCCCAAGCCUGCCAAGUGGGGAACCCAGCUCUUUUCUCCACUCCUAUUCUGGAAGGGUGCUGCCCCCACAGGCUUUUGACCAACUAAGGGCAAAAGGGGAUUUGAAUGACUGCCUGUAAACAGUGGAUGGGAGGAGACUUUGGAUAUUUUUGUAUAUGUUUGAAUGGGUAGGGAGCAGAAACCAAAAGGCUGUUGUACUAAAUAUGUAUAUAUAGAUUCAUCUAUAAAGUCACUGUAUGGAGAAGAGUGUCCUGUCAUGGAGGCACUGGAGGAUGGCUGAAACGGGGACUACAAUCCACUUUGCCUGCCCCUCUUCCUCCCUCUGUCUUGCCUCACCUCCAGGCCUCAGAAUCCUCUAGAUGUUGUCACUCAUGCCCUUUUCCAUUACUUUUUAUUGCUUUAAUAGUAAAUGUUCAAUAAACAAUAGCCGCAAGUGCCAGGCACUGCAA